Messenger RNA from Dibothriocephalus latus, 768 nucleotides. The record is from the annotation of a GenBank genome assembly. Lineage: Eukaryota; Metazoa; Platyhelminthes; Cestoda; Diphyllobothriidea; Diphyllobothriidae.
AUGGGCUACAGGCCGACAAGUCAAGUAUCCACAGACCAAAGUCUGGACCAGUCGAUGUCUGAUUGGUCAAACCAUACGUCAAGAAAUUCAGUACAAGCUCAGAAAGGUCUACCAUCGCAGCCGCCGGCACAACAAAUUCCCAAUUUGAAGCCGAGAACGCCAGGAGACGGUGCUGCUAAUCUGGCCUACUGGAAACAGGAACAAAACUCCAGUGAAGACGCGAAAAUAGAGUCUGUUGGCAGACGCAAUCUCGAAAACGGCGAAAACAAGGUUGUCCUACGAGUCCACCAGGCAGAUCGUACAACGAAGGCCGUCUUCAUUAAUCAAAACACCGAUGCCAGUGAGGUGAUGCUCACGUUGGCGGCCAAAAAUUUUCUCCCGGUCUCAACUAAGUUCGCCAUUGUUGAGAAGGUUCCCUCAAUGAAGCUGGAAAGAUGUUUCGAAGACAACGAAAUUAUCCAGGAAUGUAUCCUCAGUUGGCCGCUGAACUGUGAGAACUUGGUAUUCUUCGAGGAAAGGGAGGAUAUGUAUGGAAUUCUGGAAAAUCCAAAGGAUAUUCUAGAAUCAGACGGUGCCAGUCGCUUGCCCGCGUUUAAGGAGCACCUCUAUGUGCUUGAGGAAAACAAUCGCUGGAAACGACGGUACUGCGUACUGCGAACAUCCGGUCUCUAUGCGUCAAAACUGGUUGAUUUGUCCGACAAGAAGGCCGAGGUCCAGUACCUGCGAAAACUCUUCACAAUGAAUGGCUUUCCUGGCGCAUUCGUCUAA